GUGAUGAAUUAUUUUUGAAUAAUUUUUUAAUUCAAAUGACUGAGGUUUCUUUGUGGGUUACGAUCUCUCUUAUUCAUCUAAUAGAGGUCGUGCCGAUUAUAGACGAUAAGAUUUCAAUUUUUGUGUUCUUUUUUUUAGUUAGUUAGUUUUUUUUUUUUGGGUGUUACCAUUUUAUUUCAAUAUUUACCCCGAAAGAAAAAUGGUAUUUUGAGCUCUAAAACCCUGAACCAGUAAACCUUCAGGUUGUCCUUAACAAAUUCGUGAAGAACUAAAUAACACAACAAAAUUUCUUUCAAAAAAAAUAAAAAUAAAUAAAACAACAAAAUAUCGGUGGAUCUCUCUCCUAAUUACCAACCAGACAAAGAAUGACGAGAGGAACAAUACCUGAUAAAUGGUCAAUGAGGCUUCUUUGGCUUUGUGCUCUUGGAAGUGCAGUUGGUUUCUACAUGGUUGCUGUGGAAAGGCAAACGCAGAAUAGAGAUAAGAUGAUGGCUGAAUUGGGCAACAUCGAAUCGAGUGGCGGUUCGAGUGAGGAUGUUUAGUUUGAAUCAAGACUCAAGAGAUAUGCAUCUUUGAGAAUUUGUGUUGAUUUGUUUUUUGAAUAAUCUGAAUAGCAAUUGAGACUUUUUUAUGUUAAUCAAAAGUUGGUUCAGUUUCGAAUUCACUUGAAA
Messenger RNA from Chenopodium quinoa (quinoa), 671 nucleotides. RefSeq lists its product as uncharacterized. NCBI's taxonomy places the organism in Eukaryota, Viridiplantae, Streptophyta, Magnoliopsida, Caryophyllales, Amaranthaceae. The record is from RefSeq and is a predicted model, not a curated record. The transcript is spliced from 3 exons. The coding region runs from base 366 to 542 and encodes 58 amino acids.